CUGGAAAAAAAAAGAGAAGAACGAGGAUUAAACUGCUUGGAAGUAUCUAAAAAAGGCGAUCAGAUGAAGUUGAGUCUACGGUUGACCAGUAGGGGGCCUCGGCUCCUUGCUGUGCUGCCUCUGUCUCCUCCCCCUAAGUGUGGAGUAGGAGUAAGUUAUCUUGUUCUCCACUAGUGAAGCCGUGCAGUGGGUGGCACCUCCCCCAGCAGGACAAACAGAGAUAGGAUGCUUUGGACUCUCCCCGUGGCUGGGAGUGGUGCAGCCAGCCUUUAGCCCCACCCACCAGGCUGUGGAGUAGGAGGAUCUGAGCACUGCCCGACCUGAUCCUUUCACUCUUCCCCACAGUGUGGAGCAGUCGGCAGUGCACGCACAUACACUCACACACUCUCACACAGCCACACACAUUCACUCACACACACUCGCAUGCAACAAAGCAAGCAGAGAAGGGAGGCGGUAAAAUCAAAGAACAUUAGAGACAGAAACAACCUUUUUCCGGAGUUUUCUUUUGGGAGGGGAUAUUAAAAUCAGCCUGGAGUUUGUGCCAUUUCCUGUCGACUGCCUACAUCACAGCUUUGUGCUUCAGCCAGAGGGGAACAAAGUGAGCAACUGGGAUAUCUGUCAACCUCCUUUGGGAUCUGACGCCGCACUGACUGUCAACGAGUGAAGGAGUAUAGCGUGAGAAAAACAAAAGCAAGAGAGAGCAAGCGACAAAGUCAGGGCAUGAGCAGAAGACCAGAAGCCGGCUUUCCGGAGAAGUGAUUGCUACAUUGCCCCCUCCUCUUCCCUUAUCUCCCUCCUCCUUCCUCUCUUCUCUCCUGUGCCGUUGCUCCUUGUUUCUUCACGCACACCUCCACUGCUAUCCCAUCCUUGUCCCUCUGUUAUUUCUCCAUCAUCUCCUCCUCCCUUCCUCCCGAAGACAGCGUGAGACGUGCGCCUGUGGUUGUAUCAUCCCAUUCUCUCUCUGCAUCCUCCUUUGGCUCCAUUCCUCACACAGAUCUAGCCUCCAGCUGUGGAACCGCGAGCAGAAGCUCACUGAGUUAUUGGAUCCCACACUUGAGUCUCUGUCUCCAGCCACAGCCAGACGGAUUCCAGCUACAUGGGCAAACGCUUGGAACAGCAACCAAUGUACCCCCAGUACACUUACUACUACCCUCACUACCUUCAGACUAAGUCAUAUGCCUUGCCCCCACCUCCCAUGGCUCCGCCCAGCCCCAGCACCAACAGCAGCAGCCACAGUGCUGCGGAGCAGCUCAGUAAAACCAACCUGUACAUCCGGGGCCUUCCGCCUGGGACCACCGACCAGGACCUCAUCAAACUCUGCCAACCGUAUGGAAAAAUAGUGUCAACAAAGGCAAUCCUGGACAAAAACACUAACCAGUGCAAAGGAUAUGGCUUUGUGGAUUUCGACAGUCCGGCGGCGGCGCAAAAAGCUGUAGCGUCCCUGAAGGCCAGUGGAGUGCAGGCACAGAUGGCAAAGCAACAAGAGCAGGACCCCACUAACUUGUACAUCUCAAACCUUCCGGUUUCGAUGGAUGAACAAGAGCUUGAGAGCAUGCUGAAGCCAUUCGGCCAUGUCAUCUCCACACGGAUACUCCGAGAUGCCAACGGGGUCAGCCGAGGGGUCGGCUUCGCCAGAAUGGAGUCCACUGAAAAAUGUGAUGUGGUGAUUCAGCAUUUCAACGGAAAGUUCCUCAAAACCCCGCCGGGAGUCCCAGCACCGACGGAGCCGCUGCUGUGCAAGUUUGCUGAUGGGGGACAAAAGAAGAGACAGAGUCAAAGCAAGUACCCGCAAAAUGGACGACCGUGGCCCCGGGAAGGAGAGAGUGGCAUGACACUGACCUAUGACCCCAACGCAAUGCAGAAUGGGUUCUACUCUUCACCGUACAGCAUCUCCACAAACCGCAUGAUCGCCCAGACGUCAAUCACUCCAUUCAUCGCCUCUCCAGUCUCCACAUAUCAGGUCCAGAGUACGUCGUGGAUGCCUCACCAACAGUACGUUAUGCAACCUACGGGUGCUGUGAUCACGCCAACCAUGGACCACACCAUCUCCAUGCAGCCAGCUAACAUGAUGGGUCCCAUCACCCAGCAGAUGAACCACCUGUCCCUGGGUACCACUGGCACAUACAUGACUGCGGCUGCUGCUCCUAUGCAGGGGACCUACAUUCCCCAGUACACUCCGGUGCCUGCCUCAGCUGUCUCAGUCGAGGGCGUGGUGACUGAUGCUUCUCCACAGAGUGUUCCCUCCUCGCAGGACGCAAGUGGUCAGCAACAGCCUCUGGGUGUGGACAACCCCAACGAUCACGUGCCCACCUACUCUUUUCAGCCCGCUAAAUAACCGGAGGAGGUGGGGGUUGGGGCGUUGAGGUGACUGCGUUGCCUUGAAACCGGGGGACUGCAACACGGGAACAUUGAAGACAGAGGGCAAGAUAUAGGAAAACACGUUUGUGUCUACUUUUGCACAAGCAUUACAAAACAGUUUAUUUAACACCUGGCCCACAACGGAGGACCUUUGGAGAACUCGCAUCCAGAAAUGCAGUCUGUGAGGAAGUGAUGAAUUCAAACAAGUACAAGUUUUCCAAUUCUUUUUUCGAAUGUGCAGGUAGGUGUUCAGAAACAGUGGGUUUUUCUAUUAGUCGAGGAAGCACGUUCUUGUAAAACAAUGAGAGAAGGAGAAUAAGAAGUCUUCCUCGAAUUCUAAGCUACUAUUACUUUUCCCUUUUUAUGAGUUAGAUUUUAGUUUUCUAGAGAAUAUCAAUGUUUUUUCAUCUUUGUUGCCUUAAUUUCAAGAAACAUCUAAGACUUUUCCUGUUCGAAGUAUCUGGACUGACGAAUGCAGUGACAAAUGACCUGGCAAAGAGAGAAAAACCUGUAUAGCGCUUAUAGAGAGGUCUCCUGGAGACAUUUUAAAUUAUCAUUGGUGACUUUGUGUUUAAAAGAGAGGAUAGACAAAAUAUUGUGAUGAUGAUUAAAGAGAAUUGCAUUUUUUUAGAGGAAAAAAAUAUUAUUCCACUGCAUCGUGUGAAAUGCAGUUUAUUGUGUAGUGCAGAUCAUUUUUAAUGGCAUUAUUGUUUUUAUCUGCAAUAUUUUUUAUCAGCUUUAAGGUGUUUUUAGCCUGCUUUGCUUGUUUCAUUGUGGAAAAAAGUUGAAAACUUUAUCUAAAAAGUAAAAAAUAUAUAUAUACUGGCAGUGCAAAUCAACGUAGAUAAGAGCUUAUGGAUUAAAUCUAAAAAAAAAAAAAAAAAAGCAAAUGUGUGCAAAAAGCAAUAGUAAUAGGAAAUUGUUGACAAUUUCUUAAGUCUUUCUUAGCUGUGGAUCAAAUGCAGCCCAUUGAUGGCAUAUUUUAUACCAAAGAUGAAGAAACCCCCUUCAAGACAGUGGAGUUGAUUGAUUUUAUGUUUUCCUUUUUUCUAUUUUGAUAUUUUUUUUUUUUAUGUUUUAAUAAUUAUGUUUCUAAGGUAUCCAUUUGACCUUGAUGGCAAAAUUGGUGCUUUACUUUAAGGGUUUAAACUUCUUUCCACUGUUGCAGAAUCUAUGUCAAGUGUUCAGUUUAGAGGCAGAAAAACACCAUCACAGAUAUCACAUAUUGCUGAGUGUAUUCACCCCACCAGAGGGCAUCAGAGAGAGUCUGAUCCAUCAAACAUCUCCCAUCUGCCAGACUGAAUAAUACUAUACCUCUCUUUCACUGCACCUUCUCAGUCACUGAUAUAGAGUCAGCCACUAUUAUAUGUCACAUAAGCAUUUCAAAGAAGGCUGAUUAUCAUUUCAACUCAACAGGAAGGAAUCCAAGUACUCACUAGUGUGUUUUUAAAUUCUGUGUAAAGCUCACUACCUCAUCAAAAGCAAUUUUACCACGAGGAAACACAGGAACAUAGGAAAAUGUAUUGCAGGUCAUGAAGCCAAGCUUUGCAUUAGAUGCACUGAGAAAAAUUAACACUUGGCAAAAUAGUACAUCCGUUUGACAAAUGUUACAAAACAAGCACCCCCCACCCUGUUAAAAAAACUGCUUAAACCAGCCUAAGCCGGUCUAGCUGGUCUCCUAGCCUGACCAAGUUGGUAUUCAGCUGGUCUAGCUGGUUACCAAACCUGGCCAACUGGUUGUAGCUGAUUUCCCAGCCUACCCAAGCUAACCUUCAGUUGGUUACCCAACCUAAGCAUGCUGGUCUUCCACUCUGGCCAAGCUGGCCUAGUUGGUCUCCCAGCCUGGCUAAGCUGCUCUUUAGCUGGUCUAGCUGUUCUCCCAAACUGGUCUAGCUGGUCUCCCAGCCAGAGAAAUUUUGUAUUCAGUUGAUCUAGCUGGUUACCCAACCUGGCCAAACUUGUUUUUAGCUGGUCUCACAACCUAACCAUGCUUGUCUUCAUCUGGUCAUGUCUAGCUGGUCUUCAGCUGGUCUAGCUGCUUUCCCAGCCUGCCCAAGCUGGUCUCACAACCUAACCAUGCUUGUCUUCAGCUGGUCAUGUCUAGCUGGUCUUCAGCUGGUCUAGCUGCUUUCCCAGCCUGGCUAAACUGGUCUCCAGAUGGUCUCCCAACCUGGCCUUGCUGGUCUUCUGCUGGUCUAUCUGGUCUUCCAGCCUGGCCAUCUGAAAGUGUCCAAAGCCUAUUUAAAACCAGACAACAGACAAGGGUGAGAGACCAACUAAAACCUGAAAACCAGCUGAUGCUGGUUUAUGGUGUUUUUAAGCAGGGCAGUCGUCCACUAAUGACAUAUUUUCAGUUGCAACAAUUGAAACACCUCACAUUAUAUGCAAGGUUUCUUUAUUUAAAUGCAUGCAAUUGGAAUUCACUUGUGAUAAUGGCAUUACUUGAAACUAAGGUGCCUACUGUCAUCAUACCUGUAGGAUUUGGUGGUUGCUAAGGUGCCUUGUUACAAAGCAGUGACAGCCAUCUCAGUAUUAGUUAGAAAUAGCACACAUGAUGACUAUCAUUCUGACCUUCUACAUCUGAAAUCUGCUAUAAUUUAUCAGGCUGUCCGUUCCAGAGUGGGGGAAACUAGCAAAUAAACAAGUACUGGGUAAAUAUCUCAUUUUGCAACACAAAAGAAAAGGCAGACUGCUCUCCAUUGUAUUCAUGCAAACUAAUAGGACACAACACUACCACUUCAGCUAAGAGUAUCAAUAUAUAUGGUGAAGUAUGGGGCUGUCUUUGCUGCCUUUAUGGUUGUUUGCCUCAUAAAUAUGCCUCCUAGUUUAACAGUCAGGUAAUUAGAGAUCUCUCAGGUGCUCUGGGAAUAAAUUCAGUUGUCAUUUGGUAGAUUACAGUUAUACUUGCAUUUCUUUUUAUUCCAUUUACAGAAUUCUAAGAAGUUACAAUUAAAUAUGUUAAUCCAUACAGAAAACUGUGUACUGAAGGGCCAACAAGAGACAUCAAGAUCAUUUCAAGUUCUAUUUGUGCUGGUCAUUUUGGUCCACAUGCUCUUUUCAAUGUCAUCUUUCACAGUCUUUGCAAAGAGGCGAGUUCAGAGAAUGCUUCAGUCUUUUUCCCAGUAUUCCCACAAUAGGACAUCAGACACAAAGUAAUGAUAUCAAUUAACCACUAGAGGACAGUAUUAAAGCAAAGAUGCUGUACUUCAUCCUCUGCUUUGGCAUUAACCAUUUCAGUUAGCUAUGAAACAAUUUCACACUGUGGAUUAAAGCGAUUUCUGAACGAGGACCAGUUUUGGCAACACAACAAAUCUACCGUAAUGACUGAUACUAUAAGGAAAACAAGCUAGCUUUUCAUUUCCACCUCUUUAAAGAAAAAACGUUUUAAACAAAAAAGAGAAAAGUCACUGUGUUUUAUGUCUGUUAUCCACUGUCUUUUUGGAGAGUUAUUUUUAUCAUGUGCUCGCUGCUAUCAAGCAUUCAGUAUUUAAGGGCAGGGCCUUGGGGACAGAUGGGUGACUUGGGGUGAUAUUCUCACACAAGAGGUGUAUGUGUGGUUACCUUAAAGAGAUAGUUCACCCAAAAAUUAACUAUCAUUUACUCACCCUCAUGCCAUCCCAGAUGUGUGACUUUCUUUCUUCUAAUGAGCACAUUUUUAGAAGAAUAUUUCAGCUCUGCAGGUCCUCACAAUGCACGUGAAUGGUGACCAGAACUUUGAAGCACAAAAAAGCUAAUAAAGGACUUAAAGGCAGCACUAAGGAAAUCCAGAUUACUCCAGUGGUUAAAUCCAUAUCUUCAGAAGCAAUGAUCAAUAGAUCAAUAUUAAGUCAUUUUUUACUAUAAAUUCUCCUCCCUGCCCAAUAGGUGGUGAUUUGCACAGAGAAUGUGAAUCGCCAAAAACAAAAAAAGAAGAAUGUGAAAGUGAAAGUGGAGAUUGAUAGUAAAUAAUCCUUAAAUAUUGAUCUGUUUCUCACUCAGACUUAUCAUAUUGCUUCAGAAGACAUGCGUUUAACCACUGAUGUUGUAUGGAUUAAUUCUAUGAGGCCUUUGUUGCAUAUGGAACAUAUGGAUUCUUUUUUGACCUACAGAGCUGAGAUAUUGUUUUAAAAAUCUUCAUUUGUGUUCAGAAGAAGAAUGAAUGUCAUGCACAUCUUGGAUUGCAUGAGGGUGAGUAAAUGAUGAGAGAAUUUUCAUUUUGGGGUUAAAUAUUUCUUUAUGUUGUACCCUACAUUUUGCACUCUACAGCUGUCAUAUUUCUCAUUAAAGAGUGAAAAACAAAAUGUGAUAAAGGAAUAGUUCACACAAAAAUGAUUAACUUACCCUUGUGUUUUUCCUGACUUGUAUUACUUUCUGUCUUCUCUGAAACACAAAAGGAGUUUAUAGUUAGAAUGUUAGUCACCAUUCACUUUCAUAGUAUUG
This is a messenger RNA of Xyrauchen texanus (razorback sucker), 6777 nucleotides long. Its product is annotated as RNA-binding motif, single-stranded-interacting protein 3-like. The record is from RefSeq and is a predicted model, not a curated record. Gene Ontology annotation, cellular component: cytosol; ribonucleoprotein complex; nucleus. Gene Ontology annotation, molecular function: poly(U) RNA binding; poly(A) binding; mRNA 3'-UTR binding. The transcript is spliced from 14 exons. Bases 1097 to 2335 code for a protein of 412 amino acids. NCBI's taxonomy places the organism in Eukaryota, Metazoa, Chordata, Actinopteri, Cypriniformes, Catostomidae.